AAAUAAUUCAGUUGGAAAAUUAAUGUUAAAAGUGAUACAUCAUAAAUCAUUAUGGCAGCGCCUUAUGUUAAAUUAAAUAAUGGUUUAAGGAUACCGGCACUUGGGUUAGGUACCUAUCAAGCAAAUUUAGCAGGUGAAUGUGCAAAGGUUGUAAAAAAUGCAAUAGACGUAGGAUAUCGACACUUUGACUGCGCAUUCAUUUAUGGAAAUGAAAAAGAAAUUGGUGAAGCAUUCCAGGAAAAACUUAAAGACGGAACUGUAAAACGAGAAGAAUUAUACAUCACAACUAAAUUAUGGAAUAAUUGCCAUAGACCAGACAGAGUUGUCGAUGCUUGCAAAAAAUCCUUAAACAAUUUUGGAUUAUCUUAUGUAGAUUUGUAUUUGAUUCAUUGGCCAUGUGGCUAUGAUUCUCAAGAGGGAGACGAUAUUUUUCCUUCUAAAUUUACUUUAUCAUCAUAUUCUUUUGUUGAUACUUGGAAAGAAAUGGAAAAGUGUGUAAAACUUGGUUUAACUAAAAGUAUUGGAAUAUCUAAUUUCAAUCAUGAGCAAAUUGAAAGACUAUUAAAACAUGCUGAAAUUAAACCAGUUGUAAAUCAGAUCGAAGUUCACCCAAAUUUAAAUCAAAAGAAAUUAAUAGCAUUUUGCAAAGAGCGAAAUAUUGAAAUAGUUGCUUACAGCCCAUUUGGCGCACCGUCAAGACCAUGGGCAAAACCAAAUGACCCUGUAGUAAGAUUAGAUGAUCCAACAUUUGUAAACAUUGGUAAAAAGUAUGGGAAAACAUCAGCUCAAGUAAUCUUACGUUACUUGGUAGACAUUGGCACGAUACCAAUUCCAAAAUCAACCAAUAAAGAACGUUUAAAAUUGAAUAUCGAUAUUUUCGAUUUUAAAUUAACACCUGAUGAAAUUGCAAUUAUUGAUAAAUAUGAUUGUAAUGGAAGAAUAUGUAGCGCAGAAGAAAUGAAAAAUCACCCAGAGUAUCCAUUUAAUCUGGAAUAUUAAUCAAAAAUAAAAUUAUUAGUAUAGUAAAAAAAAAAAUAGUGAACAUAAUUGAACUUUCAAAUCUAAAGCAUGUUAAGUGUGUAGGAAGAAAAUUUUAUAAAUAUUUCGUUCGAAAAUUAAAUUUUUGCAAUAGAUAUUAUGAAAAACAACUUGAAUGUUUAAGACACUUUAGUGAAUGAAUUAAGAUUACGUUAUCUUGAGAUAGUCCGAAGACAUUUAAAAAAAAAAACUACUUUUUAAUAUCUAAAUAAAUAUCGAUAAAAAAAUUUCAAAACUAUAAUACCCUACAUUUAUGUAACAAAUCAGGUGUAUAUAAAUUUAGUUCAAAGCUAAAAUUUACAGUUUUUCUUUAAUUACCGAAAACAAUUAC
Messenger RNA from Chrysoperla carnea, 1369 nucleotides. RefSeq names its product aldo-keto reductase family 1 member B1-like. Gene Ontology annotation, cellular component: cytosol. Bases 52 to 999 code for a protein of 315 amino acids. Gene Ontology annotation, molecular function: aldose reductase (NADPH) activity. The record is from RefSeq and is a predicted model, not a curated record. The transcript is spliced from 3 exons. NCBI's taxonomy places the organism in Eukaryota, Metazoa, Arthropoda, Insecta, Neuroptera, Chrysopidae.